AUGGAAGAAGCACUUACUAAACCAAGGAAUGUUACCCAUACUUUAUAUAAAUUAUACAACUGGUUGCAAAUGGGAAUAAUUGACCUUAAUCCUGAAUUCCAAAGAGCAAUUAAACAAUCUCAUCUAGUAGAUUCUGUUCUUAACAACUUUUAUGUUCCACCAGUAAUUUUUUCUUGUAAAAAAUUAGAUAACAAAAGAUGGAUCAGAGUAUGCAUAGAUGGGAAGCAAAGGUUAACUGCCAUCAAAAAAUUUAUGGAAGGUGAAAUUCCCCACGUAAGCCCUUCUGAUGGCAAUGUAGCUAAAAGGUACUAUAAAAAUGUCAAUGGCAAAAAGACAUUGUCAGAACCAGAACGAGAGUUAUUUGACUGUUCUGAAUUGCUUUGUGUUGAGUAUUAUGACCUUUCAUUACAGCAAGAACAGGAAAUUUUUAGUCGUGUCCAAUUGGGUGUUGCAUUAACACCAGCUGAAAAAUUACAAGCAAUCAGUAGUCCAAUGGCUGAUUUUGCUCACUCCAUUUUCAGCAAAUAUCCUAGUAUUUCACUUAUAAUGGAUACUAAACGUGCUAGGCCAUUCCAAUUGAUAACACAAUCAUUACAUAUGAUUGAGAAUGAACCUGAAAAAUUCAAUGCAACACCUGCUGUCAUAACCAAAUUCUUAAAGGAAGAACGUCAAGUACCCUCAAAUUUAAAAAUCAUUGCAGAAAGAAUUUAUCAAACACUUGAAGCAAUGAUAGCUGAUAAUUCUGAUGUAUUUCAUAAAGAUAAUCGAUUGGCUCCUGUGGAAUUUGUGUUCCUAACUUAUAUGAUUGCAAAAUAUCCUGCAAUUAAACAAUCUCAUCUAGUAGAUUCUGUUCUUAACAACUUUUAUGUUCCACCAGUAAUUUUUUCUUGUAAAAAAUUAGAUAACAAAAGAUGGAUCAGAGUAUGCAUAGAUGGGAAGCAAAGGUUAACUGCCAUCAAAAAAUUUAUGGAAGGUGAAAUUCCCCACGUAAGCCCUUCUGAUGGCAAUGUAGCUAAAAGGUACUAUAAAAAUGUCAAUGGCAAAAAGACAUUGUCAGAACCAGAACGAGAGUUAUUUGACUGUUCUGAAUUGCUUUGUGUUGAGUAUUAUGACCUUUCAUUACAGCAAGAACAGGAAAUUUUUAGUCGUGUCCAAUUGGGUGUUGCAUUAACACCAGCUGAAAAAUUACAAGCAAUCAGUAGUCCAAUGGCUGAUUUUGCUCACUCCAUUUUCAGCAAAUAUCCUAGUAUUUCACUUAUAAUGGAUACUAAACGUGCUAGGCCAUUCCAAUUGAUAACACAAUCAUUACAUAUGAUUGAGAAUGAACCUGAAAAAUUCAAUGCAACACCUGCUGUCAUAACCAAAUUCUUAAAGGAAGAACGUCAAGUACCCUCAAAUUUAAAAAUCAUUGCAGAAAGAAUUUAUCAAACACUUGAAGCAAUGAUAGCUGAUAAUUCUGAUGUAUUUCAUAAAGAUAAUCGAUUGGCUCCUGUGGAAUUUGUGUUCCUAACUUAUAUGAUUGCAAAAUAUCCUGGUCUAUUAAUCUCCCAUUAUCAAAGUCGUCUGUUAGCCAUGAAAAAACAUGUCCGUCAGAAACAUGAUGACAUUCGAUUUAAUAAUAAAGUUUAUGACACUUUAAAAAGAUUUGUUGAUGGUAUGGAAUCUGAAUACAUAGUCACUUCAUCUUCGUCUACUUCAUCAAAACCAUUAGCAUCAAAUGAUGUGUUAUACAAAACUGAGUCAACCAAUUAUGGUGUGCAACAAUCAUCAUCAUCUAGGCCAAAAAAAAGAAAUAAAUUUACAAAUAAUUAA
Molecule: messenger RNA, 1812 nt
Organism: Entrophospora sp. SA101
Lineage: Eukaryota; Fungi; Glomeromycota; Glomeromycetes; Entrophosporales; Entrophosporaceae
Source: the annotation of a GenBank genome assembly